Molecule: messenger RNA, 1438 nt
Organism: Manduca sexta (tobacco hornworm)
Lineage: Eukaryota; Metazoa; Arthropoda; Insecta; Lepidoptera; Sphingidae
Product: ubiquitin-conjugating enzyme E2 S
Exons: 3
Coding region: 331-966 (211 amino acids)
Source: RefSeq, a predicted model, not a curated record
CAACACUGUGUGACAGAAUUCAGAAAGGCUUAAAUUUUUUUAAAGUGAAUUCAACGAUUUGUCAACGAUAAAGAACUCGGGAUUUGGGAAUUAUAAAUACACGUUCACAAUACUGUAUUUUACAGCACUGUUAGCAGCUGAAUCGUAUUAUUAUUCAUUGGGAGUUGAUAGACGCGGGUGCAAACGACAACUGGGAUUAAUCGAUUAAAAAGCUUAGCAUAAACAGGAGAUAGACGUUAGACGGGGCGCUGGGCGCGAGUGUGAAGUGACUAGUAAGCUAUGAUUGAGUGAGAAGGUGACGAGUGGUAAGGAAGCAUCGUGUCGGGCGCGAUGUCGAACGUGGAGAACGUGUGUCCGCAGGCGCUGCGCGGGGUGGCGCGCGAGCUGCGGCGACUAGCGCUGCACCCGCCACCAGGGGUCAAGCUGCAGCUGCGAGAUGACGACCUCACCGACGUGGUUGCACUCAUCGAAGGCCCCGCUGAGACGCCAUACGCGGGCGGCACGUUCCGCGUGCGGCUCGUGUUGGGGCGCGAGUUCCCCGCCGCGCCGCCGCGCGCCUACUUCCUGACGCGGCUGUUCCACCCGAACGUGGCGCCCGACACGGGCGAGGUGUGCGUCAACACGCUGAAGCGCGACUGGCGCCCCGAGCUCGGGCUCGAGCACGCGCUCGUGGCGCUGCGCUGUCUGCUCAUCGCGCCCAACGCCGACUCCGCGCUCAACGCCGACGCCGCCGCGCUGCUGCGCGACAAGUAUGAUGACUACUUCGCGCGCGCCAAACUGCUCACCGACAUCCACGCGCGCGGCCGCCCCGAGCAAAGCAGUUCAACCAAGGAGGGUCCCGGCCGCAGCGCCCCGGCGGCCGCGGAGGGCGGCGGGGGCGGCGGCGCGGAGGAGGGUCCGUGCGCCAAGCGCGAGCGGCGCGCGGCGCCCGCGAAGGACAAGCGCCGCAUCCUGAAGCGGUUAUGAGCGCGCGCGCGGGCCCCCGCCCGCCGCCCGCACCCGCUCCCCCGCCCUCGCCCCCGCGCCAGCGCUCUGCCCCGUCACCUUACGGAACGCUUUGGUCUGACGACCUGUGUAUAGGCACCACCAUCACCGGCAACAGGAGGCUCAUCGGACUUACUGAAUGGAUCUGACCCCGCGAAUUGUAGUCGUGUUCGACUACGUUACGAAGGCUAUGCCGAAUGGGCCGAUGGAUGUCUCUCCAGCAGUGCGGACGCGUGUGAGCGGCGCGUGUGAGCGGCGCGGCUCGGCGGCAGCGGGUCGCAGGUGCCUACUCGGGCUCUCCGGCGCUGCAUUCGGAAAGGCGGCGUCGUUGUCAACGCAAUGUAUAUUUUAGUAUCCGCCUUGUGUUUCUGAACUGAGCCUCAAUGGGCGUUACGCACAUGAAUAUUACAUUUAAUUUUAAUUAUAAUUGUAUGAAUAAAUAUUUCCAUUACGA